Molecule: messenger RNA, 1242 nt
Organism: Candidula unifasciata
Lineage: Eukaryota; Metazoa; Mollusca; Gastropoda; Stylommatophora; Geomitridae
Source: the annotation of a GenBank genome assembly
AUGGCAGCUUUAUUUUCUUGUACAAAGUGUCAUAAAAGAUAUCUAUUUGAAGAACUGUCAAAAGGCGAGCAGUUGUGCAAGGAUUGCAGAAAUAACUUCCCGGUUGUGAAGUGCACUUACUGCAGAGUAGAAUUUCUGCAAAACAGCAAGGGCAGCACAAGUACGAUUUGUGCUAAAUGUGCACAGAAUGUCAAAUAUUAUGGAAAGCCAACUGCAUGUGAAAACUGCAGUAUUCUUGCAGCAUUUAUCGGUAACCGCUGUCAGAGGUGUGUCAACUCGGAAAAGAAAUGGGGGCCCCCUUUGGCCUGUGAACAGUGCAAAUUGAAGUGUGCUUUCAGUCGAGCAGAGAAGAAAAAGCUUGAUGGGAAACUCAUGUGCUGGUUGUGUAACGAGGCAUACAGAAGAGUUCUGGAAAAGACCAGGAAAACACAGGAGAUAAUUCUCAAGACAUCACAGUCAUCUUCUUCAUUAAUUGAUGUUUCCAGCAAGUCUAAUACCCCUACCAGUAAUGGGCAAGGCGUACCUGUCAACCAGCCUGUGGCAUCUGCAUCAUUUGAAGGCAUGACUGUUCUCGAGCGAUUGACCAGACUGGCCACAAGCGGUGGCAGCAGUCGGGGUAACACCCCGCCGGUUGACUUGGAGAAACAUGCGAAGACUGAUGUUCAAGAAAGCAGGUUAGCAGAAAGACAGCAGUCAGCUCCAGAGAAAGGUGCCAGUGGAGAAGAGGAGGAAGUGAAAGAGGAGAAAGAGAAGCAACGAUCACUUCACAGACACCAUCAUCGUAAACAUAGUCAACACCAUCAUCAUCAUUCACGUUCCAAGAAACAUCACAUCAAAGACAGUGAGGGUGAUGCUGGGGAUGUGAAGAAACCAAAAUCUGACAAGAACCCAGCGGAUGGUGUUUCAACAUCCACACCCAAAAGCACAGACGGUUAUGUCUCUGACCACGGGGUUGAUUCUGCAGCCUCAGAGAACGUGAUUCUCAUCACCCAGUUGCGAGAGCAGAUAGAAAGCCUGAAGAAGCAGAUGGUGAUCAAAGACCAACAGCUAGUGGAGAGGGACCACAGGAUCACAGAGCUGAAAGUCCAGAUGUGUGAAGGUGAGACAGAGUUCAGAGCUAAAGUUCAGGCCAUGCAUCAGAGUCACGCUACAGCCAUAGAAAAUUGUCAGAUCAAAAACAAGGAGCUGACCCGCCAGUCUUUAUUACUGAGAAAGAACAAGAAGUCAACAGAUGCCUCGUAG